AAUUAAAAAAAGGUCUUCAACAUGACUACACUUAUGAAUAAUAAAAAUAUUGAUUUGGAGGAUAAAGACGUUUUACAUCAGUUUAUACAGUCAAGAAAUGUGGGAGAUGUGCUUCAAAAGGUCAAGCCUACGCAUCGUGAAUUAGUGGAUUUACCUUCGUCUUCCACCAUUGAACAAGCUUUUGAUUUACUUUUGGCUCAUGAUAUUUUAUCCAUUCCCAUCUAUCGUACAGACAAGAAUGGUCAAAGAGAAUACAUUACUAUCGUAAGUGCUUUAGAUUUGUUAAAGUUGCUAAGUACCAAGGUAUCACUCGAUACGUUACAAACAAACCGUGAUGUCCUCUUAAUGCCAUUGAGUGAUGCAGUAGGUAUGACAGAAACAAUGAGUGUACUCAAGUCCUCCGAUGGGCUGGAUAAACUAUUACAACUCUUUAGUUAUGAAAAGACACAUCGUGUAUUGAUUGAACAAGCCAAUGCCACCUUUGUCUUGUUAUCCCAAAUGGAUUUAAUCCGUUUCUUUCAAUCAUGCAAUCAUCAACUGGGUUCCUCCAUUUUGGAUUUAUCAGUUCAUGAUAUUAAAUCCACGGGAAUUCGUGCAACCUUGAAUUAUAAAUGUACAGCAGCCGAAGCCUUUUUAAAAUUGGCGGGUGAUAACACCAUCAGUGCUUUGCCUAUUCUGGACGAUAAUGAGGAUUUGAUUGGAGAGAUUAGUGCUAAAGACUUGCGUGGGUUAAACCGGGACCGAUGGGAAACACUUUCAAAACCGGUUGUGAUGUACUUGAAGACGUCUCAUGGAGAAUUGUUUCCGCCUUUAACUUGUCAUGAUGGAUUUACUCUGUCUCAAAUCAUGACGGCUUUUGUCAUCAGAAAGACUUAUCGUCUUUGGUGGAUGGAUCUGAAAACGGGCGAAUUAAAGGGUGUUAUCUCCUUAACUGAUAUUCUAUCUACUUUUGCAUCUCAUAUUUAAAUAAUAAAUCACACACACUUCAUCAUCAUCCAUCAUCAUUACUUAUCAUCCUGUUAAAAUAUAUCUUUGUUGUGUUGUGUAUUCA
Messenger RNA from Mucor mucedo, 1051 nucleotides. RefSeq lists its product as uncharacterized. The record is from RefSeq and is a predicted model, not a curated record. The coding region runs from base 22 to 966 and encodes 314 amino acids. The transcript is spliced from 2 exons. Lineage: Eukaryota; Fungi; Mucoromycota; Mucoromycetes; Mucorales; Mucoraceae.